Molecule: messenger RNA, 4496 nt
Organism: Vidua chalybeata
Lineage: Eukaryota; Metazoa; Chordata; Aves; Passeriformes; Viduidae
Gene: EDC4
Product: enhancer of mRNA decapping 4
Exons: 29
Coding region: 67-4275 (1402 amino acids)
Biological process (GO): deadenylation-independent decapping of nuclear-transcribed mRNA
Cellular component (GO): P-body
Molecular function (GO): protein binding
Source: RefSeq, a predicted model, not a curated record
GCGGGCGGCGGGGCCGGGCCGGGCAGCGCGGUGGCGGCGGCGCGGGCGGGCGGCGCGCCGGGCCCCAUGGCCUCCUGCUCCAGCAUCGACAUCGAGGACGCCACCCAGCACCUGCGGGACAUCCUCAAGCUGGACCGGCCGGGAGGUUCGGUGAAUGAGAACCAGAGACCGUCUAAUUCGUAUAACGGGGACCUGAAUGGGCUGCUGGUGCCUGAUCCCCUUGGGAGCGGAGAUGGACCUGCUUUGGCCAAGCCAGUGCAUCGCAGCAUCUCUCUAGGAGCCCUGCAGGAGAAACAAGUCAUCUGCCUUUCUGGUGAUGACAGCUCCACAUGCUUAGUGAUAUCAGCAAAAGACGUGGAGGUAGUGGCCAGCAGUGAUUCCAGCAUCACCAGUAAGGCCAGAGGGAGUAACAAGGUGAAAAUACAGCCUGUUGCUAGAUAUGACUGGGAGCAGAAAUACUAUUAUGGCAAUCUGAUAGCUGUUUCAAACUCUUACCUGGCUUAUGCCAUUAGAGCUGCCAGCAAUGGCUCUGCUAUGGUGCGGGUGUUGAGCGUCAGCACUGCUGAGCGAACCUUGCUGAAGGGAUUCACAGGAGGCGUGGCAGACCUGGCCUUUGCUCACCUCAACUCCAACCAGCUGGCCUGCCUGGACGAGGCUGGCAACCUUUUUGUCUGGCGCCUGGCCAUGGAUAAAGAAAAAAUCCAAGAGGAGAUCUUGGUUAACAUCAAGCGACCUGACAAUACCCCAUUGAACACCUUCCGGAGAAUCAUCUGGUGCCCCUUCAUCCCUGACGAUAACGAGGAGAGCGGGGAGGAGGGAAGUCAGACCUUGGCGUUGUUGCAUGAGGACAGGGCAGAGGUGUGGGAUUUGGACAUCAUCCGAACCAACAACAGCUCCUGGCCGGUGGAAGUGCCUGACAUCAAAGAAGGUUUCAUUGUGGUGAAAGGCCACAGCACGUGCCUGAGUGAAGGAGCACUUUCUCCAGAUGGAACUGUGUUGGCCACAGCAAGCCAUGAUGGUUUUGUAAAAUUCUGGCAGAUCUAUAUUGAGGGACAGGAUGAGCCAAGGUGUCUUCAUGAGUGGAAGCCCCAUGAUGGUAGACCUCUUUCCUGCUUGCUCUUUUGUGACAACCAUAAAAAACAAGACCCAGAAGUUCCCUUCUGGAGGUUCCUCAUCACAGGAGCCGAUCAGAACAGAGAACUGAAGAUGUGGUGCACAGUGUCUUGGACCUGUUUGCAGACUGUUCGCUUUUCUCCUGACAUCUUCAGCUCCAUGAGUAUUCUUCCCAGCCUGAAGGUCUGCCUGGACCUCUCUGCUGAAUAUCUGAUACUGAGUGAUGUGCAGAGAAAAGUCUUGUAUGUGAUGGAGUUGAUGCAGAACCAAGAGGAGGGCAAGGCUUACUUCAGCUCCAUCUCAGAGUUCCUCCUUACCCACCCAGUGCUGAGCUUUGGCAUCCAGGCUGUGAGCCGCUGCCGGCUAAGGCACACUGAGGUGCUCCCGGCAGAAGAGGAAAAUGACAACUUGAGUGUAGAAGGUUCUCAGGGCUCUGGGGCUGUUGAAUCAGCAGCAGGUGUGCUGAUAAAACUCUUCUGUGUUCACACCAAGGCCCUACAGGAUGUGCAGAUCAGGUUCCAGCCUCUUCAUAGCCCUGACACAAGUGCUUCCAUGCCUGCCCAUGGCUCUCAUGAAGAAUUUGCCUUUCCAGACCACAUGGCUGAUCUGAGCACGGAAGGGCUGGGAUCUGAAAAGGAGUCUGUGCACGGCUCCCAGCCAGACCUGCGGCGUAUCGCUGACCUGCCUGUGCCAGCAGACUUCCUUUCUCUCUCCAGUGAUGCCAAACCCAAGCUGAUGACUCCAGAUGCAUUCAUGACACCAAGUACUUCUCUUCAACAGAUCGCUGUCUCUCCAGGCAGCAGUGUCAGUUCCCUGACUGCAGUCACAGCCAUGAGCAGCACUUCUGUCACAGAUGCCUCUCUGCCCAGAGCUUCAGAAGACUUGACUGUGAGCCCCAAGAUGCAGCUGGACACCAGCCUCACUCUGAGCAGCAGCAGCAGCAGUCUCCAGACCAGUCCUAGGAGUCACUCUGUUCUUAUCCCAGGCCUCCCUGACAAGCUAACACCAAAGGCACCUGUUCCAGUCACACCAGGAAACUCCUCUCUAGCACUGGAACUGCAGGAAGUGGAGCCCUUGGUGGUGCCCCAGGCUUCUCCCACCCGUGAGCGCUCUCCAGAUGUCAUUUCCUCUGCUUCCACAGCCAUGUCCCAGGAUAUCCCAGAGAUUGCUUCCGAGACCCUGCAGCGCAGCUUUGCGGCGGCUCCGGCCGGGCUCCCUGGGGAGGUGCUGGAGCCCGGGCACCACGCAGACAGUAUGGCCUCAGCUGCCUCUGCCUUGCACUUGCUGUCUCCCAGGAAUCGCCACAACUCUGAGCACAGCCACCACUCUUUGGACAUGCCUCCAGUGGAGGUGGACAGACUGAACGCUCCAUCGUUACUGGAGACUGCUUUAACUCAGGAAAAUGCAUCUUCUGACAGCGUUGUGAGUCAGCCGUGGCCGGCGGCUCCUGACAUAACCCGGGAAACCAGGAACAGCAUGGCAGACAGCCCAAGGGAUGAGGUUGAAGAAAAGCACAAGAGCUCUUCCUACCAUCGACACAGCUACCACCUUCUGCAGCAUGACAGCCAGGAUGCCAGUGCAGAACAAAGUGACCAUGAUGAUGAAGUUGCAAGCUUGGCUUCUACGUCAGGUGGAUUUGGUGCCAAAGCAUCUGCGCAGAGGCUGCCUGUGAAGGACUGGAAAGUCAAGGCAUCCCCCCGGGCUUCCCCAAAGCUAAAGCGCAAGGGCAAGAAGGAUGACGGGGAUAUGAACCAGUCACCAAGAUCAUCUAACAACCAGGUGACACCAGAGUUCCAGGAUGAGGUGAUGUGCAUCCUGAGGGGCCAACAGCGGGAGCUCUCGGAGCUGCGGCAGAACCAGAUGGAGCUGCUGCAGAGACUCACGGAUCACCUCGAUGCCAUCCAGAGCUCCCUCAUGGGCCACAUGGAGAGGGUGAUCGACUCCCAGCAGGAGCAGGAGCAGAGAAGACUGGACCGGGUGCUGAUGGAAGGGCAGCAGCGCAAUGGGCAGCUCCAGGAGCACCUGUCCCAGCAGCUCUCCCAGUCCCUGUCCACAGCUGUGUGUAACCGUCUGGAGAGGACCAUUCGGGAGGAGAUGAAGAAGACAGUGCCCCAGUGCAUUUCCAAGAGCAUGGACCCUACCGUCAGCCAGCUCAGUAGUACUAUUGCUACCAAGCUCACUGCUGUCGAGGGGACACUGAAAGAGAAUAUUACCAAGCUAGUGAAAUCAAAGAACCUUACAGACAGUGUUGUGAGGGCCACAGCUGACACUCUGCAGGGACCCAUCCAGUCAGCCUACAGGGAGGCCUUCCAGAGCGUCGUGCUGCCAGCCUUUGAGAAGAGCUGCCAGUCCAUGUUCCAGCAAAUCAAUGACACCUUCAAGCAGGGCACACAGGAAUAUAUCCAGCAGCUGGAGGCUCACUUGAAGAACAAGAAGGUACGAGAGCAGGAGGUGCGGGACCCGCUGCUGAACCAGCUGCGGCAGCUCAUCAGCACCUUCCAGAGCACCACGGAGCAGCUGGCGUCCACCAUCGCGGCCAGCGUCCAUGCUGAGGUGCAGCACCAGCUGCACGUCAUCGUGGGCAACAUGCAGGAGUCUAUUUUGGCCCAGGUGCAGAGAGUCAUUAAAGGAGAAGUGAGCCUGGCUAUGAAGGAGCAGCAGGCAGCUGUCACCUCGAGCAUCGUCCAGGCAAUGCGCUCGGCAGCCGGGACACCCAUCCCCUCUACUCACAUGGAUUUCCAGUCCCAGCAGACUCACAUCCUUCAGCUGCUCCAGCAGGGACAUCUCAACCAAGCUUUCCAGCAGGCUCUAACAGCAGCUGAUCUCAACCUGGUUCUUUAUGUCUGUGAGACUGUGGAUACUCAGCAAGUAUUUGGACAGCAUCCAUGCCCGCUGUCCCAGCCUGUGCUGCUCUCCCUCAUUCAGCAGCUCUCCUCAGAUCUGGGCACUCGUACAGAACUGAAGUUGAACUACUUGGAGGAUGCAGUGAUGCACCUUGACCAAAGCGACCCCAUCACCCGAGACCACAUGGGGUCAGUCAUGAACCAGGUGCGGCAAAAGCUCUUCCAGUUCCUCCAGGUGGAACCCCACAACCCUCUGAGCAAGCCUGCGCGUCGCCUCAUGAUCAUGCUCCAGGGCCUGGUCACCCCUGGCAUGACCUAGGAGGACCUGGCUGCCUGGUGGGCUGCUCCACCGAAGCCCACCCAGCAGAUCUGUAGUUUCUAACGGCGCCUGGCUGGUGUUAAGAGCUCUUGCCAGAAAAUCUAUCAACGCGUGUGUGAUGUCUCCAAGGCGAACACUAUCUGUGUAUAGUUCCAGAUUGUCACUGAACAUUCACUUGGCUUAUUUUUCCUAAAUAGCCUCUUUUUUGAGAGUUAAAUCUC